Messenger RNA from Mya arenaria, 1820 nucleotides. Its product is annotated as neuronal calcium sensor 1-like. Gene Ontology annotation, molecular function: calcium ion binding. The record is from RefSeq and is a predicted model, not a curated record. Bases 89 to 670 code for a protein of 193 amino acids. NCBI's taxonomy places the organism in Eukaryota, Metazoa, Mollusca, Bivalvia, Myida, Myidae. The transcript has 7 exons.
AGGUGGCCAGGAAACCGACGGCCGUCGUGUGGAAUGGCUGGAUAAUUAAUCUGUUCUGCGUGUUCCUGGCGAGAAAUGAAGUCAUAACAUGGGGAAACGCGCGAGUAAAUUAAGUUCCUCAGAAAUCAAGGAUCUCAUAAGCUGCACAUACUUUAACAAGAAAGAACUACAGCAUUGGUACAAGGAUUUUCUACGAGAAUGUCCAAACGGAGCCCUGAAACAAGAGGAGUUUGAGGCGAUCUACCAGCAGUUCUUUCCUCAUGGAAGUCCGAAAAAGUUUGCUUCCUAUGUGUUCAAUAUAUUUGACACAAACAAGGAUGGUCAUAUAUCAUUUAAGGAGUUCAUCUGUGCAUUGUCCAUAACGUCCAGGGGAACACUGGAUGAAAAACUUGACUGGGCUUUCAGUCUGUAUGAUGUUGACAGUGACGGUUUCAUCACUCGGACAGAGAUGAUCGAGAUCAUUGACGCUAUUUAUAACAUGGUGGGGAACUUGAUGGACCUACCAAAUGAUGAAAACACGCCGGAAAAACGGGCCAACAAGAUUUUCCAGCAAAUGGACAUGAACAAUGACGACAUGCUGUCGAAGGAUGAGUUUCGGGAGGGCUCAAAAAGUGAUCCCUGGAUUGUGCGGGCAUUAACCAUCGACACGGGGCCUCAGAUGACCAGUUGACCCUCAGCUUGACCACUGGCCUACAUGGCAGCCUUGCUCCCUCGUGUCACCAUGGCAACCAAGUUCUUCACUGGAAUUCUUGUUUGGAAAGAAAAUUUGAUACAGAAUCAGUGACUGUGUUUUGCUUUCAUUUAUAAAGUGGAGUUCUGUGGAGUGUUAUGUUCAUCAUGAGCUUAAACCCAUUUGUCACACUUCAUUGUGCAGCCUUUUGAUCUUAUUUCAAUUCAAUUCAAUAGUUUAUUAGCACAAACAUUCAAGUUCAUUGCCUUUACUUCUGGCGGUAACAUUUAUUUACAUACAUGAGAAGAGCAUGAUAUUAUAAUACACAGAUUAAUAACACUAUUAGGAUAUUGAUAAUUCACGUAAAAAAGUAAUCAUUAACGUGAAAUUGCUUGAACAUUGGCGUACCUUAAUCCUUUACAGAACAAUAUCUAUAAAUUGACCACCCUCGCUAAUGCGGUCAGGCAUGUUUUGACAGUAACGGGUAUGUUAGUGAUGAAAAGUGAUCGUUGUAAGAGCAUAAUUAUUAUUUGUUUUAGUUCACUGAUCAGACUUAAGAAGAAAAAAGAAUAAAAACAACAACAACAAAAAACCAAAAAAAACCAUUGUUUCAAAGCAAGCAAUAAUAGCAAUAUAAGAAGAAAAAAAAGAAAUAAUAUAAAAUAAACAUUUAUUGGUUUAUGAUACUUUCUCGUCUUAAAGUUGAAAGAUAUACAUAUUUAGCAAGUUUAAUUUGUGUACUAUUCUGCUUAGCUGACAUUAACAAUUUAAAUUUUUGCAUUGUGGGCCAAUGACAAAAAUAUCUAGGUAAGCAUUCAAUCCGUAUGUCUCUGUAAAAAGGACAUACAAGCACAAAGUGAAACUCAUCUUCAACAACAUUCAUUUGACAAAAUAUACAUUUACGUUCAGAUUGUUCUAUAUUUCUAAAACGGCCUUCUUCGAUUGCAAGUUUGUGAGCUGAGCAUCUUAAUCCUGUUAGCGAAAUACGAUGCUUGUCGUUUUUAAUACAAAUAAGAUAAUUCUCGUAACCAAACCUACACUUUAUACUACAAUAAGUUUUUAAUUUGGAUGACGUGUCUUAUAGAGAAAACCAGUGUUGGCAAUACUGAUUAUGUAAUCUUUGUAUGACACUGUUUAAUUGAAGAACGGA